AUGAAACACAAUAAUUCACCAUUCAUCUUGGAUACAAUUUACAAUCUUCACACACAUAAAUUAUGUCAUAAUAAUAAUGAUGUCUGUAUACAUGCAGUCGAUUGCCAAAUGCAUCCACUUCUAAUUCAUAAUAAUAAUAAUAAUAAUAAUAAUAAUAAUAAUAAUAAUAAUAAUAAUAAUAAUAAUGGGAAUAAGAGUGAGAAUAGAAAGCGAAUACACAUUUAUCACUACUAA
Schistosoma guineensis is the source of this 234-nucleotide messenger RNA. The record is from the annotation of a GenBank genome assembly. NCBI's taxonomy places the organism in Eukaryota, Metazoa, Platyhelminthes, Trematoda, Strigeidida, Schistosomatidae.